Molecule: messenger RNA, 576 nt
Organism: Rotaria sordida
Lineage: Eukaryota; Metazoa; Rotifera; Eurotatoria; Philodinida; Philodinidae
Source: the annotation of a GenBank genome assembly
AUGACGAACGAGCAACUUCAAUCUUCCACUGUACUUCUUGUGUCGGACAACAACGACGAGAACCAUGAACUUGUUGGAUUAAAACUGAAACAUUUUCAAGAUGAACCAAGCGUCAAUAUUGUGAAUGGUAUAUUAGUGAAUGAUACAAAUGAUGAUCCUAAAGAUAAGAAACUUUUGCGUAAACUUGAUCUUUAUAUUAUACCUACUAUGACAUUACUUUAUUUACUCAGUUUUCUCGAUCGAGUGCUGCUGAAUCAGGCUUGUUUCCAGGAAUCAACUACUAUCUAUGAAGCUGGUAUAAAAGACGUGAAAUUUCGUGGCGUUGACUUUCCAUCGGAUCGACCAAAGUUUCUUACUGAAAGUGAAUGUAAUCGUGUCAUUGUUUGUUUACGUACUGAUGCUGGACCUGGUGCUGGCGAACAUUUUAGUUGGGCUCAAGUUGGUUCGACUUUUUUAGAUUGGAAAUUAUACGUUUGGUCAUUGUGUGGCAUCACUAUAACUAUACCAUUUCUUUCACUCGGUUUCUUCUCUCCAACUAUUAUUGCUAAUCUAGGUUUUGUCACUUAUCAAGCAUAA